AUGGAUGUGGGCCCUGCUACCCCUGCUGGUCUGGGCCAGCAGAAACGACCCCGCGUUUCCGAGGAAAACCGCAAAAGAGCGGUGCGAGCCUGCGAUGGAUGUCGUCGCGUAAAGGAGAAAUGCGAAGGAGGCGUCCCCUGUCGCCGAUGUCUCCGGUAUCGUCGGCAAUGCAUCUUCACUCACCCCGAUCAGGCCGAGAAGCUCUCUCGGUCAUCGUCCGUCUCGCUCCUGGACCGCACGGUUGCUUUCAACCAACAUGAAAUGCUCGAGUCGGAACGUGUCCGCUACAUGGAACGCAUUCUUCAACACUAUGUUCCAAACAUCUCGUUCGAUAUACAUUCUCUUCGGAAGAUGGCGGAGGAGCUGAAACAUAAGCAUCGUCCCUCUGGAUUGGAGGGUGGGCCGCCUUCGAUGCAGCUGGAUGGCGAGGAGCUCGAGGAUUUGGCCAUCGAUGAUGAGGACUUUACCAUCAAGGCUUUGCCGGAUAAUACUACCCAAUACUCGGGAGAGUUCUCGUAUCUGAAUUUCUCCAUGAAGAUUAGACAGAAGAUUGACGAGUGGAUGAAGACGGCAGCUCCGGAGGCAUCGACCGAAACAGAACCGUUUGAAGAGCGAUGGCGAGCCACUCAGCUACAGUCGGGUUCAACGUUGGUAUCAACAUCAGUCACCUGUCUUCCGCCCCGUUUUGUCGCCGACUUCCUUGUCCAAAUAUUCUUCAAAUAUGCACAGACCAAUAAUUUUUACGUCGAAGAAGAUUGGCUGCGCGAUAAGCUCAACACCUGUUAUACAGAUCCGUCCUGUUUGUCGUCGAAGGAUGCCGGCUCGGUUUGCGCCAUCCUGAUGGUCUUGGCUGUCGGGACACAAUUUGCGCAUAUGGAAUCGUCCAUUCCCGUCAAUCGCCUCUCUUCCAACUCGGCAUUCGAUGAUGACCAUCACUUUUCCGAGGACGAUGUCGGUCUUACUUUCUACCAGUUCGCAUCCAAACUAUUACCAGACAUUAUCGCCACGGCAAAUGUUCGAAGCGUGCAGGCCUGCCUACUGAUCGGAACUUAUUUGUUGCCACUCGAUACGUCUGGACUAUGCUAUACCUACUUUGGUCUGGCGCUGAAGAUGGCGAUCCAGAAUGGUAUGCACCGGAAGUACACGGGGGAAGGACUAUCGCCGCGUAUGAUUGAGAUUCGGAACCGUGUGUUUUGGACUGCGUACACGAUUGAGAAGCGUGUUAGCAUUCUUCACGGAAGACCAGUGUCUUUGUUAGAUGCAGACGUGGAUGCCCCAUUCCCCACUGACUUUCAGGGCUUGACGCCUUCGGGGCAUGUGUCGAACGAUACGAACAUGGUGACACUCAUCAAAUUGACGCUCAAACUUGGAGAGGUUGCAAACGAAAUAUCCGUCCUUCGCAAGUCCCGAAAGAACCAGCAACAAGAUUGCUUGGAGAGGCUUCUGAAUCUGCGGAAGAAUCUUGUCGACUGGUGGGGAACGCUGCCCGAGGAAACCAACUGCAGGGAUCUCAACCCAGCAGGGCCACUAUUCCGCUCCAAUGUGCAUUUGAAGCUCGACUAUUGUCUGACGCGUAUCUUCCUGGGACGACCGUUCCUCUUCAGCACUAACCGGGCAAUCAGCUCAGCUACAAUACCUGGUGCUCCGGUCAAGACACCAUCAGGCCCCGCUAAGAACCGUUCCACACUGAUUACGGAUUGUGUCGAAGCCGCUCUCGAGAUCAUCGACCUAUGUCGGCUCCUUCGCGACGAGCGCGGUCUUGCCCGUGCAUCAUUCACGGAGUUCAGCUCGUGUCGCGCUGCUUUACUCGUUAUACUAGCCCAAAGCUUGACCAAACGCACCGAACGCCUCCGCGAAGCCUUAGACAAGGGUAUGGCACUGAUCAAAAUCAUGUCCAUGGGCGUCGGCUCUGCCCGCGCUGCAGUAAGCGUCAUCGAGACCCUCGAGCGAGCCAUUCGUCGUCUCGAAGAAUACAGUCAAACCCAACCCCAAGGCAGUACCGGUGUCAUCGAAUCAGCAUACGACCGGUUCAAGAACUGGGAGAUGCUCUGGAAGACCGGGCCCAUCUCCCCGGAAAUUGUUCCUUUCCAAGAGCAGCAGUAUCAUCAUACUAGCAACGGACUCGCCCCCGUUAUGACCCCUAUGACGGGUGGUGCAUCCACCGCGAAUGAGCCCGUGGAAGCCGAUGUCGGCAGCGCAAGUCUUCCCGACUCAUCGGAGUUUUCUGUUUCACAUCCCCUAUCGCAGAUGCCGCAUUUUGGCAUCGACCACUUUGUCUCUAAUCUGCCUCAGGAGCUGGGAGAGUUUACUGCUAUCCCUUGCUUCGAGCCGGAUGGCCAGCCGAGUCUUUCUGGGGAGAUGAAGACGGCAGAUACGCGGUGGAUGAAUUUCAUGAAUGAUUGA
Aspergillus vadensis CBS 113365 is the source of this 2403-nucleotide messenger RNA. Its product is annotated as Zn(II)2Cys6 transcription factor. The coding region runs from base 1 to 2403 and encodes 800 amino acids. The transcript has 7 exons. Lineage: Eukaryota; Fungi; Ascomycota; Eurotiomycetes; Eurotiales; Aspergillaceae. The record is from RefSeq and is a predicted model, not a curated record. Gene Ontology annotation, biological process: regulation of DNA-templated transcription; DNA-templated transcription. Gene Ontology annotation, molecular function: DNA-binding transcription factor activity, RNA polymerase II-specific; zinc ion binding; DNA binding.